AUGAGGCUGUAUCGCUCUCCAAUCCGCAUCAGUACUUUGACGACCCCUCUCAGCCGGUCAACCUCGUGGUACGCACGCCGUGGAUCACCGCAUCCCGGACAACGCCUUUACACUCUCGCUAGUUAUCCUACCUCAUCUAGAUACUUAGCAACCAUGGUUCAGGUUACGCAACUCAAGAUCGCCGUCUUGGACGACUACCAGGGCCUCUCGGAGCCCCACUUCAGCAAGCUGGAUAAAUCGUUGUUCAAUGUCACCACUUUCAAGGACACCCUGCUGCCCUACAAUCACCCCGAGACCCCUGAAUACGCCAAGGAUGCAUUGGUCUCGAGGCUGGAGCCUUUCGAUGUUCUCUGUACCAUGAGAGAACGCACUCCGUUUCCCAAGGAACUCAUUGGAAGAUUGCCAAACCUCAAGCUUCUUCUCUCCACGGGCCUGCGUAACAAGGGUCUCGACCUCCCAGCCUUCAAAGAUCGCGGCAUCCCCGUCGCUGGCACUGUUGACAAGGCGACAGUCAAUCAGACCGGCACGAAUAGCACAACUCAGCACUGCGUGACCCUGAUCCUCUCGUUGGCACGGAACAUCGCCGCUGAUGACCUCGCUGUCAAAUCUGGCUUGUGGCAGACGGACGUUGCCAUGGGCGUGACAGGCAAGACAUUUGGUGUCGUUGGACUGGGCCGUCUCGGCGUCUCGACGGCAAAGAUCAUGCAUGUAGCAUUUGGGAUGAACGUCAUUGCAUGGAGCACGAAUUUGACACAAGAAGCUGCAGAUGAGAAGGCCAAGGCCGAGGGCUUGCCGGUGGGCACUUUCAAGGCUGUCAGCCGGGAAGAGCUGUUCAGCACUGCUGACGUUCUCAGCGUUCACAUUGUACUGUCAGACCGAUCGAGGGGACUCAUCAAUGCGGAUGACCUCUCCAAGAUGAAGAAGUCGGCGUUGUUUAUCAACACCUCUCGCGGCCCCCUUGUAGUCGAGAAGGAUCUUCUAGACGUCUUGAAGAAGGGCGGCAUCAGGGGCUGUGCCUUGGACGUGUUCAACCUCGAGCCGUUGCCUGUGGACAGUGAGUGGCGGUCGACUGAAUGGGGCCGUGAUGGUCGCAGUAGGGUGCUCCUGACACCUCACAUGGGUUAUGUCGAAGAGGGUACCUUGAACGCGUGGUAUGAGCAACAGGCGGAUAACAUCCGGAGGUGGCAGGCAGGCGAUGCUCUUGAUAACGUUUUGGCUUGA
Molecule: messenger RNA, 1221 nt
Organism: Colletotrichum abscissum
Lineage: Eukaryota; Fungi; Ascomycota; Sordariomycetes; Glomerellales; Glomerellaceae
Product: D-isomer specific 2-hydroxyacid dehydrogenase
Exons: 2
Coding region: 1-1221 (406 amino acids)
Molecular function (GO): oxidoreductase activity, acting on the CH-OH group of donors, NAD or NADP as acceptor; NAD binding
Source: RefSeq, a predicted model, not a curated record